Molecule: messenger RNA, 3967 nt
Organism: Odontomachus brunneus
Lineage: Eukaryota; Metazoa; Arthropoda; Insecta; Hymenoptera; Formicidae
Product: zinc finger protein 676-like
Exons: 12
Coding region: 186-2432 (748 amino acids)
Biological process (GO): regulation of transcription by RNA polymerase II
Cellular component (GO): nucleus
Molecular function (GO): RNA polymerase II transcription regulatory region sequence-specific DNA binding; zinc ion binding; DNA-binding transcription factor activity, RNA polymerase II-specific
Source: RefSeq, a predicted model, not a curated record
CGAUGUGAAUGCAUUGUCCGAGAUCGAGCUCUCGUCUGACUUGAAUUUUCUUCGCGCAGAGGUGCUCGUGAAGGUCACUUGUUCGACGUAAAUGUGGCUCGUGAAACGGCCGAUCAACGUUUAGCGCGAACGCUCGCUGCGGAAACGAGCGUACCAACGCCACGCCGCGUCUAGCGCCAGAGAAAAUGACGGCUGAUGCUGAUAAAGAUUGCAGCCACUGUUUGGUCUGCAACAGCAAAGUUGGGGUGUCCGCUAGAAAUAGCGUACGCAUCUUCAGCACUUCUUCUGUUACUGCAUCUGGGAAAGGGCUGCUUGAAAUUAUAGCAGCUAUUUUAGAGAUUGAUGUCAGUGAGGACUCUGUUCAUUCCCUUGUGAUCUGUAGAAAAUGUUACAAACUAUUUAAUGAGUUUGAUGAACUUCAAAAUAGAAUAGCAGAAAUUAAGCUGGAUUUGUUUAACAAUUACAAGAAGACAGUAAAGGAACUUUCUGAUAUGUUUCAAAAUGAAGAAGAAUACAAUGAUCAUGAUUAUGCAGACAAUGCUGAAAAUCAAAGUGCUGUUGUAGAGACAAUUGAAAACGAUAAGGAAUACAUAAUACAGGAAGAUGAGCAAGAGGAAGAAGAAUUCAUUGUUGAAACUAAGGAUACUGUAGUUGAUACUGAAGAACUAGUCGAAACAAGAGAUGAUGGUGGUGAUGAUGAUGGUGGUGGUGAUGAUGAUAAUAAAAAGAAAGUGAAAAAAGGCAAAGAAGUCAAUAUAAAACUAGAAUCUAUUCCAGAACAAAUUGUACUUAGAGAUGGUUCGAUGUACACUUGUUUAUUAUGUUUGGACGAAGAGAACAAAGUGAUGGGAGAUGCAAAGACUGUUAUAGCACAUGUAAAAAGCGAGCAUGAGGUUCGUUUGUAUAUUUGCGAUGUGUGUGGGCAAGAUUUUAGAAAGAGAAAUGAACUGUCUUCACAUCUUGACGAUCAUGUGGCAAAGGAGGAGGGUGACUUCCAGUGCGAGGUAUGCAAUCGGAUAUUCAACAAUCUACGAUUAUUUCGGAUUCAUAAAAGAAUACAUUAUCCUCAAGUGAAAUCAUGGUCUUGUGAUGCAUGUGGAAAAAGAUACAGCUCGAAAAACUUGCUCGAUGAACACAUUAACACACACACGGGUGUUCGGCCGUAUGUUUGUGAAACCUGCGGCAAAGACUUUGCUUCCAAAUAUACGUACAAAGCACAUAUAAAAACACACGAAGUACGACCGCGUCCGUUCCAAUGCAGUCGAUGCAACAAAACAUUUUUGAGUCAGCAAAAUCUGAAUCGACACGAAGAGACGCAUAACGGUAUAAAAGGAUACGUGUGUCAUCAAUGUGGUAAGGCUUUUGGUUCUCCUUACAAUUUGGAGGUUCAUAACAUAGUGCAUUCUGGAUAUAAACCUUACAUAUGUAGGACGUGUGGUAAAGCGUUCGCUCGCAAAGCAGAGAUACGCGAUCAUGAGCGUACUCACACGGGUGAGAAACCUUAUCAAUGCGAAUUUUGUGGAGCAACGUUCAGCCAAAGAUCAAACCUCCAAUCGCAUAAACGAGCGACGCAUUACAAUGACAAACGUUACAAGUGCGAUGAAUGUGGCAAAGGCUUCAAGAGAAGAAGAUUGUUGGAUUACCAUAUAAAAGCGGCGCACACUGGCGAAAGACCGUUUAAAUGCGAAAUGUGUUCAGCUAUGUUUGUAUAUCCUGAACACUUCAAGAAGCAUAUGCGUAUACAUACAGGAGAGAAACCGUAUCUCUGUGAAGUAUGUGGUAAAGCGUUUAACAGUAGGGACAACCGAAAUGCACAUAGAUUUAUACACAGCGAUAAAAAGCCGUACGAGUGUUUGGUGUGUGGCAUGGGUUUCAUGAGGAAACCAUUGCUAUAUGCACAUAUGCAAGCUCAGGAUCACUUAAAUGACACAAUAGUUGUGAAUCAACCGCGACUGACGACGGAAGAAAAUCAAGAACUUAUAGCGAAUCAAGUUAUAACACUUCCUGCUGGUGCUAAUGAACUGUUGAUGGAAGAAACUGACAACGGACAGUUGGAAGCUAGCUUGUACGUGACCGAAUUAAAGGACCACGUAAUCAUACAGCAAGAAGGGGACGACCAGAUAUACACAGAGGAAGAUGUACUCAAUAUGCCCGCGGAAGAGAACGUAGAUACGGAAGUGGAUCAUCUUGUUGUCGAGACACAGAUGGAUUUCACGGAGAGUGAGGAUAUUAAAUGUAAAAACGAUACCGAAACAGUGGAGCAUGUCGAGGAAGUGUACAAUUAUAACGAGACCGAGGAGGGUGAGACGAUAGUUGUACCUGCCACUUCUGAGUACAAAGAGAUUGAUGAGAAGAACGUGCGUUUGGUGCAGAUCAGAUUUCCUUCGUCCGGAGAUGGUAGAAGUUGGCUGAGCUUAGUACAAAAUACUUGAAUUGUUUAAUUGACGGAUUUGCACAAAUCCGUAAUGCAGCUUAUUACAAUAAAUUUUGUGGGUUUUGAAUUAGCAAGGAAACGCUAUUUAUAGAUUAUAUGACAAUUCACACUGGAAAGAUUUUCAUAUCUGAAAUACUGAUUCUUUGCUUUUUAUUGAUGCAUAUAUAUGUACAGGGUUGGACAGCUUUCGUAUUCACAUCUUUAUGCAUUGCAUUGAAUAAACCAUAGCUAAUAUAAGUUAUUACUUUUGAUAUAAAUUAAGAUUUGAAAAGCAUAUGUGCAGUUGCAGUGGUAUGCAGUUUGCAAAAUAAAAAUUUUACUCUAUUUAUAAAAGUUCUCUGUUAUAACAUAUAUAUUCCAAUAUAACUCUACCUGCGAACUGUGGAUAGAUUUUUAUUUCUUGUCGAUUAUUUCUUGAGUAGAGAGAGCAAAGUUCUUUUUUACGCUCUAAAGGAGUUUAUUCAGUGAUGCCUAUGAAAGUCUGUGGAUUAGAUUAAAGAGAAAUAUUUUUUUAUCAUAACUCAUUAACGAGUAUAUUACAAGUUAUAACGAGUUAUAAAACAUUUAUAAACACAAAAAUAGAUUGGAAAAAAUUAUAUUUAUAGAUUCUGUUAGUUGGUUUUCAUGAAAUCUGUUUUGAUGGAUAAACUUAAGAAGAUACUAUGUUGUCUGCUAAUUUUAUGCUGGAUUCCGACUUAACGUUUAUAAAUAUUCUGAUUUUCUUUUAAAUAUUGUAUCAACUAAAAAUUGAUUAAAAGAAUGAAUGCUGUCCUGCUCUAUAUAUACGAUAUAUAGUAUAUAUAUACACAUACAUUGUUAUAGUAUAUAUAAUAUUAUAUAUAUUAUAAAAAAUAUAUAUAUAGAAAUAUUAUAUAUACUAUGAAAAGCUCUAUAUAUACAAAUUUUAAUAUAUAUAUAAUAUAAAUAUUAUUGAAAGAGAGGAAAAAUAUAGUCUGUUAUUCAUUAAGGUAAAUAAAGCAAGUUUUGGUUAUAAAAAUGAACGACAAAAAUGCUUAACUACAGUUUAAUAAUUCAUUGCGAUACAGUUCAGUCUAAUAUAUCAUAAUAACAUGAGUUGUAGUUUAAAUGCUGCCAAUUGCUAAAAUACAUUUGUCUUUUUUAUCAUAAACUCUAAUAAUUAAGAGAAAAGUCGAGAUAUUCGGAAAGCAAUCAAUAAUGAUAAAAUGUAAUCUUUAAUAACUUUAAACAAGUUAUGAUAAACAGCACUUGUCUUUCAUUCUUUAGCCGAUAUAAUAUCACAUAUAUAAUAUAUAUACACAUAUUAUUUCAUAUACAUCCUAAAUUUUAUUUUUGUUAAGUAUCAAUUUUUCCAACAACUUCAAACCAUUGCCGUAAAGCGUCACUCAGGACAGCCGGCAAAGUGUCUAUGUUUCUAACAAUCAUAUAGAACGGAAAUGGAAAAUCAUCCAUACACGACCGAAAUUCUAGUAGUUUACUUCCUUGGAACACGGGUUCACGGAUGUCUAAUAUAGAAUGCUGAAAAGAAUAAAAAACCGAGUUAAUUUUAUUAAU